This is a messenger RNA of Eurypyga helias (sunbittern), 715 nucleotides long. It is a transcript of the gene HEBP2, whose product is annotated as heme binding protein 2. The transcript has 4 exons. The coding region runs from base 3 to 554 and encodes 183 amino acids. The record is from RefSeq and is a predicted model, not a curated record. NCBI's taxonomy places the organism in Eukaryota, Metazoa, Chordata, Aves, Eurypygiformes, Eurypygidae. Gene Ontology annotation, cellular component: cytoplasm.
AGAUGAUCAAAUCCUUCAAGCAAACGUUUCUGUCCCUGGAUCUACAGUCCCCUCGGUGGAGCUCAGCAGAAACGAUGGCAAAGGAUUAUGAACUGCGUCAGUAUGAGACAGCCAAGUGGGUCAGCACAAUCAUUAUGGGAGAAACCCAGAAGGAGGCGAUGCACCAGGGCUUCUGGAAACUCUUCCGCUACAUCCAAGGGAAGAAUGAGAAAGAAAUGAAGAUGGACAUGACUGUGCCAGUGACAUGCCUGAUAAAAUCUGGCUGCACAGACUUCAAGAUCUCCUUCUUUGUGCCAUUUGAACACCAGGACUCCCCACCACAGCCCACCGACUCGGAUGUGUUUAUUGAAGAGAGGAAGGCAGCAGGCAUCUUCGUCCGGUCCUUCGGUGGAUUUGCCUCCCCAGAGAAAUAUGCUGAGGAGGCUGAAGUCUUGGCCAGAAUCUUAAGAAACAGAGGCCAACAAUUCCAUGAAGACAGCUUCUAUACUGCAGGCUAUGACAGUCCCUUCAAGCUCUUUAACAGACACAACGAAGUCUGGUAUUUUAAAAAGUAAUAUGGUGGGAGGGAAUAUUGAAGCUACUAAUCAGUUCUGAAUGAAAACAGAUCUUAAUGGCUUUUGCUUUAGUGCAGAACAGAUUUAAUUCACACAUGGACACCAGAUGUCCAAUUAGUUUUCUCUAGGAUGAAAUACUGUUGUGGCUAAAAGAAUAUUUC